Cornus florida is the source of this 579-nucleotide messenger RNA. Its product is annotated as G-type lectin S-receptor-like serine/threonine-protein kinase At4g27290. NCBI's taxonomy places the organism in Eukaryota, Viridiplantae, Streptophyta, Magnoliopsida, Cornales, Cornaceae. The record is from RefSeq and is a predicted model, not a curated record. The coding region runs from base 1 to 579 and encodes 192 amino acids. The transcript is spliced from 2 exons.
AUGACUGGGAUUCCUCAGUUUGUUCUUCGGAAGGGUUCAUCAGAGAAGACGUUCCGCACUGGGCCACGGAAUGGAGUUCGAUUUAGUGGUAUUGGUUGGGGGUCAACCACGGUUUUCAAACACAGUUUUAUAUUCAAUGCAGAUGAGGUGUAUUAUAUUGACGAGUCUAGCCAUAUUUCAAGACUUAAGCUGAAUCAAACUGAAUUAACAAUAGGCCAAUAUGUGAGUGCUUGGAGGGGUUCAUUCCAAAAUCACAGCGGAUGCGUGAGGAGGACAUCACUGGAUUGCCACAACGAGGAUGGAUUUGUGAAACUCAAAAAUGUGAAAUUGCCAGACCUGUUAGAGUUUUGGCUGAAGGAGACUCUGAACCUUAAGGAGUGUAAGGCAGAGUGCUUGAAGAAUUGUUCUUGUACAGCUUAUGCUAAUUCAGAUAUCAGGGGAGGAGGCAGUGGCUGUUUGAUGUGGUUUGACAAUUUAGUUGAUAUUCGUGAUUUCGAUUUCAAAGAGAGCAAGCAAGAUAUGUACAUACGGAUGCCAGCUUCGGAACUCAGUAAGCAUACUUGUUGCGAUACUAUAUAA